GCGUUGUAACAGAGGGCGGAGGCUGCAGAGUGUGGAAGUAGUCUUUAUUUCCGCCUCUUCCACCCCAACCCGAUCGAUUGUAUUCAAUUCUCUAGUUUUAUUUUGUGUAUAUUUAAAACGUGCUUCUUGAAUGUUACUUUUAAGUACACCCGGACGAUGGUCGUCUUGUUCGGGGCCACAUUAUUCGCUUGUUAUGACCCACACUUGAAGUUUCUCCGUACGAAGACUGGUUCCUUUUGUUUCCUCGGGUGGACUGAAAACGGAAAAGCAGAGAUGCCGAACUGAUGGCUUUGAGCGAAGCGGAGAAACAGAACGCACAUUCCGCUUUGCUUCGGGGAAGAGGUAGCUGUGCCUGCCUGGCAAACUGGCCUUCCUUGGAGGUGCCAUGAAAUGUCUUGGAUUCUUAGAUGGCGAGCGGCUUGCCUUCCUCCUCGAUGAAGCAGUUGCUAAGGAGGCCAGGCUUUGGAAAGUGCCUCUUUUCAAGACCUGCGACAAUCAGGGCGCAACUAUCACUCCAUUGCAACGUGAAAAUGUAGUUCUGUGGCUCAGGGACUUGUGCUCAAAGUUUGGUUAUUACCCUGAGACAUUUUUUCUUGCCGUUAGUAUUCUUGACCGACUCUUGGCAUCUGUCAAGGCACAACCAAAGUAUCUACGUUGCAUUGCCAUUUCCAGCUUGUUCGUUGCAGCCAAAAUCAGUGAGGAAGAUGAGGUCACACUUUUGGUAAAGGACCUCGCAGUGAUGAGUGGUAGUGGCUGUUCUGCUAGUGAGAUUCUAAGGAUGGAAAAGAUCAUACUGGAUAAGCUGCAAUGGGACCUUUACACUGCCACACCUGCAGACUUCGUGAACAUAUUCCACGCCAUGGUGAUGUCCAGCCGGCCCCAUCUCCUCGACCAAUGGCCUCAGAUGAAGCCCUCUCUCCACGCCGCACUCUUGACCAGGCAGUUACAGCACUGCAUGGCUUGCCACCAGUUACUACAGUUCAGAGGUUCCACGCUUGCCUUAGCGAUCAUCAGCUUGGAAGUAGAAAGAUUAAUUCCUGAUUGGUUCAUUGUGACAACUGAUCUGCUAAAAAAAGCACAGAUUCACAGCAUGGACUUUGUCUACUGUAAAAAUAUUUUGGCAAAACAUGUAUUGUCUCAAACAGCAGUCUCUGCUUCCAAUAUCGUUUACGUAUUUGAUCCUGUGAAUUCAGACCUUGUGAGGCAUCAAAGGGGAAGGAUGCUUUGCACUCGUUCUCGGGAAUAUGACCCACACUCUCGAUCAUCCACUAGAGAAGAGCUGUGGUCAGGUCAGGCAGCCACAAUCCACAACAGAGUGGCUCCAGUGAAAACAAGUGAGCAAGUUGCAGUGGAAAUCAAUGGCAAAGGUAUUGACUCGGGUCCAGCUGCACGACAGUUAGCAGAAAACCUUUCUCCUUGCCCACCACUACAACCCAUCAAGGAUGUGUAAGAAUUCCAAGUAGGAGGAGUUAAACAAAUUAAAAUGAAAAAAGCAAAAGUUGCAUUAGAACUAGAUAUGUGACCAAGUUAAACACAAUUAAGAUCCUAUUUAAAUCUAGAUCAGUAGUUUCAGGUUUAAAUGCAAGGGUAAAUUGAAUACCCUAGUCAAGAAGCUAUGUUAAAUAGGGAGUAUUGCAUUUCAAAUUUGGUAAAAACAUCUUUUCACGUUACCACUGGUCCACAAUAACAAAAUAUCACCUUCCUCCAGUAUGAAAAUAUUGUAAUUGCAUCGUUUCUUCUUUCCAAACUCACUCAGUCAAGUUUGUAUUUCUUACCCUGACCUCUUUCACAUGCAAUGACUGGUGCUUAAAAGCUUAUUGGAGGGAUACAGCCAACUAUUAGUACAUGCUUCUUUCAAAGACAUGACCACUGUGUUCAAGCCUACAUGGUGAUUGGUGUUAAAUUAUUAGGCUGGAUUUUACUUGCCCUUUCCGGUAGUGUUUUCAGAGGGGAGUCUAAAAUAGGUUAGGUGGCUAGCCCACACUUACUGGCUCACCCUGAGCUCACGAUCAUAAGGUGUGAGAGUUCUGAAAUUAGCAUCUUUAAGUAAACAAUUUAUUAGCAAGCCUAGUGACCUGAAUAGUGUGCCCGUCCACACUAAAAUAUGGUUGGCAUGAGCAGUCGGCUAGGAGUGGGCAGGCUGUUUCAGCCUACCUUUGGUUGAAGUGGAAAGGAAAGAUGGGAAGCCUCAAUUAGGGGCAUUUCCUAUGUGCAUUAGGGCCAUUCUCCACUUCCUUCCUUGCCCCUUUACCUAACAGAACUCAGCUGUUCAUGUGUUCCUCCCCAAACUUUUCUAGGUUCUAGGAUCCCCCUCUGCCCUAAAAUCCUGGGAUGUACCUUCUUGGGUACUUUCUGCAUUAGUGCCAGUGCCCACUAGCAAGCUCUGGUGCAGUCAGGAAUGAGGGAGUUGCCAGCCAUUCAGACUAACAGUCCUAAGAGUGGGAAUCUUCCCAGCAAGGGGCAAGACCAGUUUGGGUCACCUAUGCCAUUUUAUGUCUGCAGGGAGGACUUGCAGAGAGUGUCAGCUUCUAUCUGAUUUUCUUUCUCAGGAAGCCUGUCCUGUCCUUGCCUUAUUCUCCCCAUUUGCCUUUCAGAAUUUCUUGAAUAGCAGCUUUUAUCAUUUUCCUCCCACAGUGUUUGUCCUUUUCACAAGAACUUUACAUUAAUUGGUAUACCCCAGGGUGGAGGAGGCAUGUGGGUUUUAUUGUUGCCACAGUACUUAAAGUCCAUGAGUGUGUUAUUUGCCUCCUGCCAUGAUAGACCAAAUUGUUUCUGCAUUUCACAGAUAACUAAUGCAUGUACUUUAAUAUUGCAAUUAAGAGUUUCCAAAUUCCUAGGGGAGGCAAUGGCCUAGUGGUAUUAUUGCUAGGCUUUUAAUCCAGAAACCCAGCCAAUGUUCUGGUGACUUGGGUGGAACUGAAUUCAAUUUAAUAAAAAAAAAAUUUGAAUUAAGAAUCUGCUGAUGACUAUGAAACCAUUUGCUGAUUAGUGAGCCAAUAGGCUUUUCCAACAAUGUCCCUGGGGGAAGGAAAUCUGCCAUCCUCACCUGGUCUGGCCUACAUGUGACUCCAGAGCCACAACAGUGGGGUUGAAUCUCAACUGCCCUCUGAAAUGGCCUGGCAAGCCACUCAGUUCAAGGGUAGCUAGGACUGGGCAAUAAAUGUGUCUAGCUAGUGAUGCCCACAUCCCAUGAGUAAAUAAAUUUUGGAUGAAGUGAUUCAGGCAUAAAUUGCACGAGUUUUGAGUUUUUUGAACUCCAGGUUCUGCUCAAAACGAUUUAAUAUGAGCCUAAAUUCUGCAGUGAACUAGCACAAUUGGUCAACCUUUUAGAACCUAAUGCUUUUAAAGACAUUUGCACGAUAAGAUACUCAUUGAUGUAACAACCUAGUGCAAUUGUAUUCAUUCAGCAGUAAAUUUGAAAGAUUUAAAAAUCUUUGUCCUUGCCCUAAUAAAGAAUUAUUUGAAGAGUUUCAAACAUCUAUAAAUGAGUGGCAUUCGUGGAAAUGCUGAAUUGUGAUUAACUUGAUCUUCACAAUUAGUAAGUUUAGUGGGUGGAACUGGCUUGGAGCUCAAAGGUUUUUAAAUUAGUGCAAAGAUCUUGGAAACUGACCUUUCACUUAAUGUAACUCACAUUCAGAAUUCUUUGAUCUUUUGUACUUUUUGGUCCAUUGUAGGUGAAUUGCAAUGGAAGAAAUGACACCACCUAGUGGAAACUGCUGGCCACUGUGCAGAGAAAAUGCUUCUUUUUUUUUUACGCAUUAAAGCAUAUUUUUUUCCUUUUGGCAGCAUCAUCUUAAGGUCACAGGAAAAUGUGAUAUGGAGGUGCCGGUGUUGGACUGGGUUGGACAAGGUCAGAAAUCACAUGACACCAGGUUAUAGUCCAACAGAUUUAUUUGAAAACACAAGCUUUCGGAGCCUUACCUCUUCCUUCAGGUGUUAGUGAGAGAGGUAGUAUCAGACACAAAAUUUAUAAGCAAAACAUCAAAGUCACACCACUGAUGAGGAUGUACUAAACAAACCUAAGAUGCUAUUAAAUCUUUAAUCAGUCAGAAGGUUUUAAUUGAUUAAAUGUACAUGUAAAGAAGUGGUGACAUUUUAGGUCAGACAAUGCAUGUUAAGUGUGAGGCCUUGUUUAGAAUCUGUUUGUGUUUUGGUUUGGAGUCAGACUGGUUUUAUUUCAAAAGUAGACAUGUGUGUGUGUUUGGAGCGGGGGUGGUGGUAGGCGGGGGUGUAGAAGGAGAGAAAGGGAGUGUGUACGUGCAUGUGUGGGAAAAUGGGCACUGACCAAUGUGUGCUCAUACAUAGAAAUACUUAUAAAACACCAUGUUGCAACAUCCAACUGAUCCUUAAAUGUCUGCAUGAUAGCUUUUUCAUUCUUCUAUCCUGUUAAGAGCCUCAUUACAUUCAUCAAUCACAGGUUUUUUGAACUUUUGACCUAUGGCCUAAAUUUGUCUCUGUGCCUUAAAGCUAUUUCUUUUUGCUCUAAUCACUCCAUUAACUUUUGGAAAAAUUAUGCAACUGUAAACCAACUUCCAAAGCUGAAAAUCCUAUGUUUCUUCAAAUUUCCUCUCAAGCCGAAUCCCCUGGCACUCAGACUAGCCCUGAGUUUGAUUGUGCUAACAGUUUUUAACUAGCUCCCCUGCUGUCUCAGUGGCCCGAACUAGACAUUGUACUCCAGGUGUGGUCUGACCAGAGUGCCGCACAACUUGAUAAUUACUUCCUCUUAGCUAGAACAAUGGAAUACAGCUAUACAGGUUUGCGUAUUAUUGACCUGCCAAGACCCUAGGUUUUUUUUUUCUUCCUAGCUAUUUUAACAGCAAUAACACCAGAAACAAUUCCAUUUACUUGAUGUGCACAUCACAUUUGUGCAGGUACUUUUUAAAUGGUCUCUCUGAUAUACACAUCGUAUCUGUAAAAGUACAUAGUGGAUUACAAUGUAGCAAAUAAUUCAUAGGUCAAUGUUUGCACAUCUUAUGGGGGGUUCCCAGAAACACUUGGUAGUUACUUGGAAAAUUUCAAGUCUAAAUCUGCUAGAUUCUGUGGUUAAAAUGUACUAAAUAUGAUUUUUAUAUAAAAGUUUAUGUAGUGACAUGAAGUGCAAAAUCUAAUUUGUGACGUGAACUUUUUGUUUUGGAGAGAGAGUACAGUGUUACCUUAUUUCAGUUGUAGUGAGAAAUAGCUAAAGGUAAUGACAGUAUGGGAGAAAGACAUACGGUCACUAUUUAAUCCAAUUGCAUCAAUAGUCCGGAACAUCAUGAAAUUUAGAUUUGACUAUGAUUUCCAUUCACUGGACUUCUCCUAAAGUCAUCUGUUAAAGAAAGGACUUUGAAAACUUCUGCAAUUUGUACCAUUUGCAAUUGAUUUUCUCCUACAUUUUAAAUUAUCAUGGAAUUCUGAAAAAGUGUUCACAACUUAUUAAAUGAGUUGGAUGCUCUUAUUAAAAAGACAAAAUUGCUACUUCUGUUUAGUGACCAGUCUGAAAGAAUCUGCAGUAUUUAUGAUAUUACUUUUAUGAAAUGUAUUUGCCCGAUUCCUGUAACAGUUGAGCAGUUACACCAUAUAUAGCAAGGUAGUAACAUUUAUACAAAAUAUUACAAAACUUGCAUCUUCAUAUACCUCCCAUUUUCUCAUUAGGCAUUCCUAUAUGCAUAGCCAUAAAGGGAUGUCUCUAAGGGCUGGGUAAACACAAUCUUUAAGAUUCUCAAUCCAUGCUCCAAUAGAAACUGAAUUUCUGAAAUUAUGUAUUUUUGUAUUUGGGUACAAAUAAAAGCUGGGACAAAAAUAGAUGUGGAAAAAUAUAUGGCUUCAGCAUAGCAACUGAAUAAUGUGCCCUGGUCCAGUGACUCACCUAAAGUCUAAACUUGGGCCCAAUUUGUUGCGCAGAGUAACAUGAGAGAUCAGCUAUUUAAUUUUUACUAAAAUCUAAGAAUUAUAAGCUUACUAAAACUGCUGAAAUGCUUUUGGAGGCCUUUAGUUACUGUAAAUCUGACAUGUUACAGCAUUUGCCAGAUGACAAUCUUUCACAGUGUAAUUACUGCAUAGUUAGGGAAACGCAUUCUCUACAGACUGCAAGAAAUUAAUUUGCCCAGUGUAUCAUCUAACAUUUGAGAGGCUGAUGCAACCCAAGCAGCUAAAUUGUUUCUAAAAAUCUGUUGUAGGUAUGCAUUUAGUUGCUUGAUUAGUGAUGGAGAGGUAUGUGUGGGGCAGGGAGUGCGUGCAAUAUUCAGAAUGUGGGGAAGAAGAGUAACUUACUUGUUUUAAAGGCAGCUAAUAAAAAUUCCUACCACAGACAACGUUACAUCAAGUUCAUUGUAACCUAACUAUAUUUUCAGAAGGACAAUCCUGGUAUGGGUUGCUCUGAGGGUUUGAUUGUGAAACCUGUCUGAAUUGUGAAGCAAAAUCUCAUUAUAUUUAGCUGGCAUUUAAUUGGAUAAAUAUUUUUUAAUUGUGGUGGGAGAAAGAUUAUUCAAAAAUAUAAGCUUAGCAUGCUUAAAUACUGUGAUUAUUAUUGGUGCUAUUUAAGCAGAAUAAUAUUUUGUACUCUUGGAAAAAAUACUCUGCACUAGUACCAUUAGAGGUACGAGACUCAACACUCUGUGUUAGUUGAUGGAAUAUUCCAUUUGCUAUUCAUAUGUAUUUUCAAAGUUAUGUAAAUACCGUGCAGUUGAUACUGAGCAAGAUACUGGAAGCCACCCUGUCUCAUGCUGAGCCUAGGACUGUCCCUGUGGAACUUUUCUGUUUAAUUUGUACAAGUAUGAGGAGGCUGAUCAAAAGCAAGAAAAUAAAAUUUCAAUAUUUUGAGCAA
Molecule: messenger RNA, 6805 nt
Organism: Rhincodon typus (whale shark)
Lineage: Eukaryota; Metazoa; Chordata; Chondrichthyes; Orectolobiformes; Rhincodontidae
Product: cyclin-I-like
Exons: 7
Coding region: 386-1450 (354 amino acids)
Biological process (GO): mitotic cell cycle phase transition; regulation of cyclin-dependent protein serine/threonine kinase activity
Cellular component (GO): nucleus; cytoplasm; cyclin-dependent protein kinase holoenzyme complex
Molecular function (GO): cyclin-dependent protein serine/threonine kinase regulator activity
Source: RefSeq, a predicted model, not a curated record